UGGGGAGGCGUGUCCUCAGAACCCGAGUCCCCAUUGGCUUCACUGCUUAACAGGAGGGUGGGAUGGGGCAGCCGCUCUUCUUGUUCAUUGGUCUGGCGAUUCCAUGGGGUGGGACUUGGCUAGGCCUAAAUUCGAUCCGCGGUCCGGGACCGGUUUCAGGGCUGAGCUGCCAUGCGUUCCGGGGGCCGCGGGCGGCCCCGGCUACGGCUUGGGGAACGGGGCCUCUUGGGGCCACCGUCAACGCCCAGUCGCCGCCUGCUACCACGGGCGCAGCUGUUGCCCCUGCUGCUGGCGCUGGCCGUGGCCUCCGCGUUCUACACCAUCUGGAGCGGCUGGCAUCGCGGGACUGAGGAGCUGCCAACAGGCCGGGAGCUGCGGGGCCCGUUGAUCGGAAGCCUCCCCGAAGCGCGAAUGAGGAGGGUGGUGGGGCAACUGGAUCCACAGCGUCUCUGGAACACUCAUCUGCGCCCCCUGCUGGUUGUGCGGACCCCGGGCAGCCCUGGCAAUCUCCAAGCCAGAAAGUUCCUGGAGACCACUUUGCGGGCCCUGACGGCAGGCUGGCAUGUGGAGCUGGACCCUUUCACAGCCUCAACGCCCCUGGGGCCACGGGACUUUGCCAACGUGGUGGCCACACUGGACCCAGGGGCUGCCCGUCACCUCACCCUUGCUUGCCAUUAUGACUCGAAGCUCUUCCCAUCUGGGUCGGCCCCCUUUGUGGGGGCCACGGAUUCAGCUGUGCCCUGCGCCCUGCUGCUGGAGCUGGCUCAGGCCCUUGACCAGGAGCUGAGCAAAGCCAAGGAUCAGGCAGCCCCGGUGACCCUACAGCUGCUCUUCUUGGAUGGUGAAGAGGCUCUGAAGGAGUGGGGACCCAAGGACUCUCUCUAUGGCUCCCGGCACCUGGCCAAGCUCAUGGAGUCUGCACCCCACAGUCCCGGCCCCUCCAGGAUCCAGGCUAUUGAGCUCUUUAUACUUCUCGAUCUCCUGGGAGCCCCCAAUCCGACUUUCUAUAGUCACUUUCCUCGCACGGCCCGCUGGUUCCAUCGGCUGAAGAGCAUAGAGAAGCGGCUGCACCGUUUGAACCUGCUGCAGUCUCAUCCUCAGGAAGUGAUGUACUUCCAGCCCGGGGAGCCCCUGGGCUCCGUGGAAGACGACCACAUCCCCUUCCUACGCCGAGGAGUCCCGGUGCUCCACCUCAUCUCUACGCCCUUCCCUUCCGUCUGGCACACACCCGAGGACUCCGAAGCCAACCUGCACCCACCCACGGUGCACAACCUCAGCCGCAUCCUCAUCGUGUUCCUGGCUGAAUACCUGGGGCUCUAGCCUGCCUGGCUGACUCUGAAGGAGAAGCACCCAGCGGGGGAUGUGCCAAGGGCACCUGGAGCCAGCGGAGAUGGGGCCGGGCCCGCCUUGCGUGUGCCGGCUUGUCCUUUUUUAAUACCUUUGGCUCAUCUCGUGCUAUGACUGGAAAACCCUCUUUCCUUUCGCUCUCUCAAGCCACCACUCUUCAAAGACGUGGAAGAGAACACUGUGGGGUGAGAGCCAAAGGAAUAAGAGCUCGGCCCCUGCUCUGGGGUAAACACUUGGGAUGCAAGUUUGCAGGGGCCGAAUGCUGUUCUCGGUUUUAGUCAGCAAACCACGGACUGGCAGAUGGACCGGCAACACCGCCCGACCAAAUGAAUUCUCUAUGGCUUACAUUUUUGGGUCAGUUCAUUUUCCAUAAUGGCAGCUUUGCUACUGCACCAGUCCAAGCCAUGUGAGGCCCACAGAGGAUAUGCUCAUAAACAAGAACAAAGGAGAUGGAAGCCAGUACUUGGCAACUCCAUAUUCUGCAUGGUCCUGUGGGCAAUAAACCAGUGUUUCUGCAAAAUACUUUCCACAGAACUAGCCUAAUAGGUAUUGCAUGAAAAAAAGGACCAAAGAAACAGGGUGAGACAUUAGAUGAGUUUCUUCAUUGCAUGUGAACUGUGAAGGGUAAGACAGAAUUCAGUGUUUUCCUAAAGUAUUUCACCACGGAACCCCUUUAUUAGACAGCACCUCACAGAACUAGGGUACUUCAGAAUAUACUUUGGGAAACACUGGGUUUUGAUCGUUUGCAUACAUUUGUGGACUACGACAGACCUAGAAUCACUGCAGAUUAGUUCUAGCAAACCACCCUGUCCUUUUAGCUGUGGGUACAGGAGUGUGAGAUGGUGGGCGUAACUGCAGCUCUAGUGGUGACCUGAUUUUCGCUCAAGUGGGGUGCUUAUUAAAAAGUGCAGACUCCUAGGUUUCACCCAGACCUAAUGAAUCAGAACUCCAGGCAGAGGCUGGGACUCCGUAAUGAGCACCUGAGAAGUCCCAUGAUCAGCAACGUCUGGGACAUGCUGUCCUUGAGGAUAGCUCGGUGCGUUCCCAGCUGCUUAGCAAACCUACUCCAAAGCAAGCUGUAACAUGGAGGGCACCUAGGGAGUCCUGUGCCUGCUGGCUUCGUGACUCAUAGGUGGCGGGGAUGUCAGAUGAGGAUGGAGGGUUAUUAAGUAGUAAAGUGAGCAUCGGCCUUCCGAGCCAACUCAAAGCCGGAGAAGACUCAAGAACUCAUGGACUGAAACUCAGGAUAUUUAAUGAGAGAAGAUAGAUUCUUCGACAGCAGCUGGCAUUUCCUGGGCACCUACUACGUGCCAGGUACCAUGAGCAAUUUACACAUUAUCAACGCAGUCUCCCCUAAAUCCUCAGGUAGGUAUAAAUUUUGGUUCUCGUUUCACAGAUGAGAGGGCCAGGUGUGAGAUUUAUGAAUCAGUGGUUUACAGAGCCGAUUCUCACACGUGGCUGUGCUCCUAACCUCAUGCCCCACCUCCCUUCCAAAACUCACCUGUGCUGGACCAAGAAUUUGUUGACAAAAAGCAGCUCCUCCCGAGGCUCUGAAUUAGCUGCAAUUCAAAGAAUGGGGUUGGGGAGGGGACCAUGGUGGCCUUAGAGGUGGAACUGGCAAAGUCCAGGGUUCAGAAAGGGAAAGUGAUUGACAUGUCAACAGGGUGGCAAGGUCUCAAACACGGGGAGCCUCCUGUCUGUUCAUUUUUGUGUGGCAGGCACGCUAGCAAACACUUAAAAGUGUACCACGUCCCUUCAGCCUUGCAGCCACCCAAAAGUAAUUGAGGUGUUAGCAGAAGCAGUGUCUGGCUACAUCCCGGCCUCCAUGCCUCGUUGCAAGGUGUCCUGGUUGAGUGCACAACACGCACAUUUUCUGCGUGCAUCCAGGGUCAGGAGUGUAAGCCCCAUUUUACAGAUGAGGUUUGGAAAGGUGUUCUCCCCAGCUCCCAUCCAUCUCCUAAUCUUGGGGUUCCCCAGCCUCACACGAUGAAGGGUCCACCAGGUGUUUUCGAUGAGCACUCUAGAUGUGACAUCUCAUGUGUCAAUCUUUUUAGCAACCGUCAGUAUUCUCAUUUUUCAGAUUAAGGAACAGCUUCAGAGAAAUCCGCUGAGGGUCACGUAGCCAGACACUGUCACUGCAGUGUGUCCAAGUGUAUGUUUCUUUGUAUUUAUCCUGCUUAGGACUCAUUGGGCUUAUUGAUCUUUUAUCAGCCUGGAAUUUGGAACCAUCGUCUUUAAAUUCUUUACACUAUUCUCUUUUGAGUCUAGAACGCCAAUUAAAUAUUAAACUUUCUCACUCUAUCCUCUAUAACCUUUCAUAUCUUCUUUCGUCUCUGCUACUUUUCGGACUUAUCUCUGGUUCAAUAAAUCUUUCUUCAGUUGUGUCUAAUUUGUUGUUUAGCCCAGCCACUGAGUUAUUACUCUUGAUUAUAUGUUUGUGGGUUUUUCUCUUUCAUAUAUGCUUAGGCAAUUAUUUAGUUCUGGGUUCCCGAUAUUUAGCUCUAUUUCUAGGCUUUAAUGUAUUCUAAUUUGUGACUGACAGUCUCACCAUCUGAAGCCUUCGUGGGUCUGUUUUUGCUCUGUCGUUUCUUGCUCAUGCUGAUUUACUUCCAGGCAUGUCUGGGUGUCUAUAUACUACUCUGUCCGAAAAUCAUUUCUGGGAUCCUAGAUGACAGUUCUUUGCACCAGAGGGUUUAUGUUUGUUUCAGCCAUAAAUCUCAGCUAGAAGUACCGUGGACACACAAGUGAUGUACACCUGGGCUGCAAACCAGCCAAAGGCCAGUCUGUGACCAUAAAUUCUCAAAUCUGCUUUUACCCUUUCCCUUGGUCUAGUGUUCCCCUCUCAGCGUUUAGAACAUCUCUGCAGUCUUCUGGGCCAUCCUUACCUCGGUGGGAUCCCAGCUAUUAGAUUCUCCGUCUUGGGCAGGCUUUGGCCUUGACUCCUGCCUGCUUGUCCCAAUAAGACUACAAAUAGGAAACCCAAGUUUGUCCGUAUCAGCAAAUGCCUUCAGAGCAGAAAUGGCUUCAGGGUCCCAUGUACCUUUCCCUUAACUUUUUGGCUUAGUGCGUCUUUAACUAUUUUAUUGGCUAUUUGAUGCUUUUAAGAUUCCUUCCUGUUCUCAGCAGGAGAGUCCAAAUAAUCUGGCCCUCCCUCUACGGGAAACUGAAGUCCCACAAAAUCCAGCCAAGGGUCAAACCCAGAUCUCUUUGAUUCUAAAAUGUCAGCAUUGAAUAACUACUACGAUAUAUUUUAGUUUCUCUGGAAACUUUGAUUCCCUGAUAAGGAUAUCACAGACUGUUUGCUGAUUCUCAAUAUCCAUUUUUCCCUCUUCUUUUAUACUUGAAUUUUUAUAUGUCUUAAUUCCCCCCUUUUUAUUUAGUAAAUAAUUAAGUGAAUAUUUUAAAGCUUUCGUUAUAGGAAUUUUAACAAGAGUUUUUUGUUGGGCAUAAUCACACAGCUAAAAGACCACGUUUGCCAGUCUCCUCUGCAGCCCUUCCAUAUGGCUAAGUUCUGACCAGUGAGAAGUAUACAGAAGUACAGUAAGUCCUUAACACAGUCGAUAGCUAAGGUUCUGCAAUGUUAAGCGAGAUAACGUAUAAGAAAAAGUUUUACCAUAGGCUAAUUGAUAUAAACAAGAGUUAACUUCCUACAGCAUCUCAUCAUUAUGAUGAAGUGAUGUUGAGCAAAAUGAUGCUGAGGACCUGCCUGCUGUAUGGUGCAGUGCACCUGGAAGGAAGGGGGCUUCUCUUCCUGCAACAUGGUGAUGACUGGCAUUCUCGCAGCCAUCUUGGACCAUGAGGAUGAGAGCCGCAGAUGAAGAAUGAUGGAAUAGUGAGCUAGAAAGAGCCUGGGUCCCUGAUGACAUCAGGGCCUGUCCAACACUGGAUUUCUACAGAAAUAAAAACUAUCUUGCUUAAACUA
This is a messenger RNA of Pteropus alecto (black flying fox), 5269 nucleotides long. RefSeq names its product glutaminyl-peptide cyclotransferase like (gene QPCTL). The transcript has 7 exons. Gene Ontology annotation, molecular function: glutaminyl-peptide cyclotransferase activity; zinc ion binding. Lineage: Eukaryota; Metazoa; Chordata; Mammalia; Chiroptera; Pteropodidae. The record is from RefSeq and is a predicted model, not a curated record. Bases 172 to 1320 code for a protein of 382 amino acids.